This is a messenger RNA of Syzygium oleosum, 1273 nucleotides long. RefSeq lists its product as uncharacterized. Bases 37 to 1056 code for a protein of 339 amino acids. The transcript is spliced from 5 exons. Lineage: Eukaryota; Viridiplantae; Streptophyta; Magnoliopsida; Myrtales; Myrtaceae. The record is from RefSeq and is a predicted model, not a curated record.
UCGGGGCUCCGACACGAAGGGGGGGAUCGAUCAUCCAUGGCGACAUCUCUCGGAAACAAACGGUCUCUCCGCCUCCUGACUCGGUUCCUCGACUCACCGAGCCCGCACCGUUCCCCGCCGACCAGCUCCUCCUCCCGGUCCCUGCAAACCCUUGCUUACGAAGAGGUACGGCCUCCUCCCGCCGGCGACAAUCCCGCCGCCGCCGCCGCCCCGACGGCGCUCGUGCUCCACGGCCUCCUCGGCUCCGGCAGGAACUGGAGAUCCUUCUCUCGCUCCUUGGCCUCCGCUCUCUCCGCCGCCUCCCCUCCCUCCGAGUGGAGGAUGGUUCUGGUGGAUCUGAGGAACCACGGGAGAUCGGCGGAGCUGGGGGGCUUCGGCCCGCCUCACGACAUGUCCAGCGCCGCCGGGGAUUUGGCCGAUCUGGUGAGGUCGCGAGGGUGGGCCUGGCCGGAUGCCGUGAUCGGCCACUCCAUGGGCGGCAAGGUGGCCUUGCAGUUCGCGCAGAGCUGCGCCCGCGGGGACUAUGGCGAAUCCGCCGCAUGUCCGAGGCUGCUGUGUGUGCUGGAUUCUGUCCCGGGAGAAGUAAAGUCAGAGAAUAGUGAUGGAGAAGUAGAAAAAGUUUUGAAAACAUUGCAGAGUUUACCUUCAACAAUCCCAUCGAGAAAGUGGCUGGUGAACCACAUGCUGGAACUCGGUUUCUCAAAGUCCUUAGCAGAGUGGAUAGGCAGCAACCUCAAGAAAUCUGGAGAUCGUGAAACGUGGGCUUUUAGUCUGGAAGGUGCCGUUCAGAUGUUUGAUUCGUACAGGGAGACCUCCUAUUGGUCUUUGUUGGAGGAACCGCCGAAAGCCACGGAAAUAGCAAUUGUGCGUGCAGAGAAGAGCGAUCGAUGGGACCCGGACGUGAUACAACGGCUCGAAAGACUUUCUAGUCUAGGAAGGGACCGAUCCGAAGGGAAGGUUUCACUUCAUGUUCUUCCAAAUUCUGGCCACUGGGUUCACGUGGACAAUCCGAAGGGGCUUCUCGAGAUCGUGGCUCCAAAGUUCACGUCCAUCUAGCCUCGCCCUACCGGAUUCCGACUCCCCAGGCGCCUGCCGGUGCGGAGCCAGUGGCUUUUCCAUUCUUGCCUGUAACUAUUGAAAUCGGGAAGUCCCGCUUCGAUACGAAUAAAUCUCUGUCCUAUCUUGAUGUUGUCUCGGCGCGACAGAGCGCCUUAUUUAUCCUCUUUUCAUGUAGCAGACGGAGUUCAGAUUGAUUGACAUUUCUUUCAUUCAC